ACUGAGAUUAUUCACACAGUCUGUGCGAGUGUUUGAAGGAGAGGUCACAUAGUCGCUCCCUGAAAACGGCGGAAUUUGAACUGAAUUGAAAACAGACAGUGACGAAUCAUAACAGACUAACAUGGAUAUGCACUUCUGAGGCGACUGACGGUGAUAGCUGAAGAUAUCAUUUGGGUUUUUAUUUUUAUUCUUAUAAAAACUGAAAAUGUUGGAUAAACGUAUUGUUGACCUGCGUUUGGAUCAGCUGGAAGAAGUUAAAGCGAAAAAUGUUAAAGAGCACUUUGAGAAGCAGUAUAAGAUGGGAACCCUUUUGGGAAGCGGCGGGUUCGGUUCUGUGUUCUCCGGACAGCGCAUUUCAGACGGGCAACAGGUCGCUAUUAAACAAAUAUCCCGUGACAGAAUUCAACAGUGGGCAAAACUGCCUGGGGAAGCAAACGCGGUCCCGAUGGAGGUCGCUCUCCUCCUGUGUCUGGGUGGAGGGUCGGGGUCGGUACCCGGUCACCGCGGCGUCAUCCGGAUGCUCGACUGGUUUGAGGUGCCGGGUCAGGGGUAUCUCAUUGUGUUUGAAAAACCCCAACACUGCCAGGACCUGUUUGACUUCAUCACUGAACGUGGGGCCCUGGAGGAGCCCAUUGCACAGAGGUUCCUCAAACAGGUCAUUGAAGCCCUCCAGUUCUGCCACUCCAAGGGAAUUGUCCAUCGGGACAUCAAAGAUGAGAACAUCCUUAUUGACACCCGCACCGGUGACAUCAAAAUCAUCGACUUUGGUUCUGGCGCUCUACUGAAGGACUCCAUUUACACUGACUUUGAAGGUACCAGAGUCUACAGCCCUCCAGAGUGGAUCCUCCACCAGCGUUACAGCGCUCAUCCGCUCACUGUGUGGUCACUGGGCGUACUUCUCUUUGACAUGGUGUGUGGGGACAUUCCCUUCGAGCGGGACGGCGACAUUGUAAACGCCACUCCGAGUUUCACUAAACGCAUCUCCAAAGAAUGCCAGUCUCUGAUUCGCUGGUGCCUCUCGUACAGGCCGGAGGACCGCCCGAGUUUGGAGCAGAUUUUGCAGCACCCUUGGAUGACGGAGACCUCUGAGGACACGGGAGAUUUGCAAGCGGAAAGCAAUAUUAAGCCAAGCCUUUAAAUCCUGAAGGACUUUUCACACACACUGUUUCGUCUGACACUGGACUUACUGAACUCUAGUUGCUGGCUUCUGGAUACUUCCUUAUUUAUUUUUGUUUGGCUGCCUUCAACGUUGGUUUUUGUUUCAUAUGGACUUGGGUUCUGUGCUUCUCGAAGCUCUGGAUUGAUGCAGUUUUACUUUAUGAGUGAAUUUUCCCCACGACUACAGCCAUCACAGCUCAAUGCAACAGCGGGAAACGUUCUUAUUUAUGCUGAUUAUUUAUUUUUUCAGCCACGUACUAAUUUAUUUGUGCGCUCUGUGGUUCAUGAAGUUUCAGAAGCAGCAAACUGUGUUCGUUUUGUUAGUCUGUGUUCGUUUUAAG
Molecule: messenger RNA, 1499 nt
Organism: Rhinichthys klamathensis goyatoka
Lineage: Eukaryota; Metazoa; Chordata; Actinopteri; Cypriniformes; Leuciscidae
Gene: pim2
Product: Pim-2 proto-oncogene, serine/threonine kinase
Exons: 7
Coding region: 206-1138 (310 amino acids)
Biological process (GO): protein autophosphorylation; negative regulation of apoptotic process; regulation of mitotic cell cycle
Cellular component (GO): cytoplasm
Molecular function (GO): protein serine/threonine kinase activity; ATP binding
Source: RefSeq, a predicted model, not a curated record